AUGUGUUCUCCAAUGCAGCGCAAUGUCAUUCAGUCAGCAUUACAGGCACCAAGCUCCUUAGAUCCUAUCAUUACAGACGAACGGUCAUCAAGGGCGCUUCUGCGCCUUAUGGAAUUUGGACGAGCAAUUGGGUUGAAUAUUGAGGUAGGUUUAUGGCGUGUAAACUCGCUAUAUCUCUUUGACAUUUCAUCACUGACGGCCCUUGUUUUGGUCUCGCUUUGUCAGCAUCAAACAAUUGACUUCUGGCAAGCUUUCGUAGCCAAAUUCUUUGGCAAUGCCGGCAAGUUGAGAUACAAGCUUGUCAAUCCAGUGACGAGCGAAAGCAAGGUCUUUGAAUUGACGGCGCCAUCAUUGCCCCGAUUUUACUUGGGAACUGUUGAAUCAGGGAUCAAACAAUUACAACUUAUUUUGGAGCAAGCAUUAGGGCAGACUGCUCCCUUUCCUCUUAUUGUCGAGUGCCCGAGAAUCACUCUUGUUUCACAUCAUAUAAAUGGUUCUAAGAUUUUUGCAAAAGGGACUAUCAAAGCAACGUUUGCAACUGAUUUUAAAUUUGAUCUUCUGGAGUUGACUUCGUUAGGCUUCGAAGAGUUCAUAUCUCGACCUGUGGAUGAAACAUUGGGCAGUCCACUCCUAGAAUCAAAGAUUGAAGGCAAAAAGAAGGGAAACAUGAAAAGAGCCUUGACCACAUCUAAAAAGGCAACCCAGAGUAUACCUGAAAGCAUUGUGAAUGAGUUUGGAAUCACUCAUAAAGCUAUGCGACUGUUGGAGGUAGGCAUAGCAAGCAUUUAA
Messenger RNA from Lobosporangium transversale, 789 nucleotides. Its product is annotated as LIM-domain binding protein-domain-containing protein. The transcript has 4 exons. Lineage: Eukaryota; Fungi; Mortierellomycota; Mortierellomycetes; Mortierellales; Mortierellaceae. Gene Ontology annotation, biological process: negative regulation of transcription by RNA polymerase II; positive regulation of transcription by RNA polymerase II. Bases 1 to 789 code for a protein of 262 amino acids. Gene Ontology annotation, cellular component: transcription regulator complex; nucleus. The record is from RefSeq and is a predicted model, not a curated record.